Hyaloperonospora brassicae is the source of this 1731-nucleotide messenger RNA. The record is from the annotation of a GenBank genome assembly. Lineage: Eukaryota; Oomycota; Peronosporomycetes; Peronosporales; Peronosporaceae.
AUGCGUCAUGUCGUGCUGUUUGCCGCCGCCUUUGUUGCCUCCGUUGCGGCCGGCGUCAAAGACGUCGAGGUGCACGUGAUGUCGUUCAAUGUCCGCACGUCACAGGCUUCGGCCGACGCCGGGUCAGCCUGCGGCAAUUGGAACGGCGUGCGCAAGGACAAUGUCCUGCACAACAUUAAGAGUAUUGGCGCUGACUUUGUCGGCACGCAAGAGACUUCGGAUGCGCAGAAAGUCUACUUGGACGCGAAGUUAGCUGGCACGUACGCGGUCAUUGGCGAGACCUCUGGCUCGCUCAAUGGCAAUGCCGCCGAGUGGAACGCCAUGUACUACCGUUCCGACAAGUGGAAAGUGCUCACGAACGGUAUGAUUUGGCUCGGACCCGAUCCAAGCACCAUGUCUGCAGGGUGGGGGAUGGCGUACUACCGCACGUGCGUGUGGGGUCGCUUCCAGCAUAUUGACACGGGGGCGUCGGUCUGCGUGCUGAACACGCACUACGAGACUCCAGGCAAUGACGAGGCUCAGCAGCAUGGCUCCAAGAUCAUUCUCAAGCACAUUGAGGCCCACUGUGACGCCAGUGACGGUCUGAUUGUUGUCAUGGGCGACUUUAAUGCGCUCAAGAGCUAUCCAGCCAUGCAGAUUAUGUUUGAAAACAACUUGGAAGACCCGUCGGACGAGGGAACGUUUUGCGGCGACAUGCUGUCUGCAACCUGCGCUGUCAAGUAUGACUUCACUUUGUUUCGUGCUCAGAGCAAAAACGUGUGCCACCUAAAGUCGGAGAUUUCGCGCAUCGAGUACGACGGAUGCUACUCGUCCGACCACGCUGGACUUGUCGGCUCCUUUUGUCUCCACGGCUCUUGCUGUUCGAAGAACUUGUCAUCAAGCACAGGCUCGAACGACUCAUACUACCAAGACGAUGACGUCGCAAAUGAAAGCGAUGUGGUCGGCACAGUGCAAGCAAGUGAGACCGACGACGACGACGACGGGGUAGGAUCAGGGCGAGCAAACGACCGCGACAAGUCGCGACAUGCAACUCCUCCUUCGUCUCCUGGCGGCGCCGAAACGAUUUCCACAUCUUCAGGGUCUGCUAGUAAAACUUCGAUCACGAUUGGAGGCAUUUUAGGCGCUUGUUGUCUGUGCGGUCUCAUUGGUUUCGUGGCUAUUCGUCGGAAGAAGAGCCUUGAGAAGCAGACAGAUUUGGAGAAGCUGGACGACUCGAGCACUACUGGAUACGUCGGAGGCGCUAGAACAUUGCAGUCUAUGUCCAGUAUGCCGGUGUUGUCUUCCUCGAAAGAGGCUGCAGAGCGCGUUUCGAACUCGUCUGUUCCAGAACUUGCGGCAGUUCCGUUCGAUUCCCGCGUCUCGUCAUCAUCCUCCGUCUCGGUGUCUGGCUCCGACGCCGCUCGACAUGUUUAUCGGAUUUCUGAGCUCCCUCAGUUAAGGGAUAGCAGUAGCGUUAUCAAACGACAGUCGACUGCAUCAACAACGUAUCUGGCCAACUUAGAGCAACAGUCUACGCUCGGCGACUCUGGCGUGGAGCACGAAGGCGACGCGAAUCCGUCCAUCAUAAGCUACAGCGACACGUCCAUGUCAAGUUUCGACUCGGCUGGAUCGUUUGGCAACUCUUCGCCCGCUAUGAGCAAGAUCGACUUUAGCGAGAUUUUUGCGUUGGACUCGUGCGUCUCGGACGACAGUGCGCUCGUCAAGUCGCAAGCUGACUUUGCCAAACUCUGA